CUUAGACAGACACCACAUAUCUUUGCUUGUAUGCAGAAGGAUUGAACACUACAUUCGUCCCUAAUAGGCCUAUCACGACACAUUAAGCCUGUUCACGGACGCUUUGCGCCGAGGGCCGUGUCAGUGGAUGCCUUGAACGAACGGCUCGGUCAGUCAUGAGCGUCUUGCUCGAAACCUCCUUGGGCGAGGUUGUCAUAGACCUUCUGGUUGACACUGCGCCCAAAUGUUGUGAGAACUUUUUGAAAUUAUGCAAAGUCAAAUAUUACAAUUUUUCCCCAAUCCAUUCAGUCCAAAAGGGCUUUUCUUGUCAGACAGGAGAUCCUCUAGGCCCCGAUUCAGCCGAAAGUGAUGGGGGGAGUUCCAUCUGGGGCCUUUUGUCCGGUCCCUCAAAGAAAAGCUUCGUCGCGGAAAUCGAUCCGAAAGUGAAGCAUGCCCAGCGUGGUACAGUCAGUAUGGCUACCGUGCCUUCGCCAAAUGAUCCAGAUGAGCGGCUUGCUGGCAGUCAAUUCAUCAUUACACUGGGCGACGACAUCGACUAUCUUGACGGCAAAGCAGCGCCAUUUGGUAUGGUCGUUGAAGGAUUUGACACUCUGGAAAAGAUCAAUGACGCUUUCACGGACUCUAAUGGCAGGCCCUUGAAGGAUAUCCGGAUUCGUCACACAAUCAUACUCGAAGACCCUUACGAAGAUCCUUCCGGUCUCACCAUUCCCGACUCAAGUCCGGCUCCUACCAAGGCCCAGCUUGCCACAGUCAGAAUCGCUGAUGAUGAGGAAUUGGAUGAAGAUAUGGACGAGGCAGCCAUGGAAAAGCUGCGCAGAGAAAGAGAAGCGCGGGCACAGGCUCUGACGCUUGAAAUGGUAGGAGACUUGCCCUUUGCAGAAGUGAAACCUCCUGAAAAUGUCUUAUUUGUGUGCAAACUGAAUCCGGUGACCCAUGAUGAAGAUCUAGAACUGAUCUUCAGCCGUUUCGGGAAGAUUCUUUCGUGCGAAGUCAUAAGGGACAAGCGGACAGGCGACAGUCUGCAGUAUGCAUUCAUUGAGUUCGAAAAUCAAAAGGACUGCGAACAAGCAUACUUCAAGAUGCAGGGAGUCCUCAUCGACGAUCAUCGCAUUCAUGUGGACUUUUCGCAAAGCGUGUCGAAAUUAUCGGACGUUUGGAGGAACGCAACGAACUCAAAGAGAGCACGACAUUCUGGAGGUUUCGGCGGCAUUGCAGAUUUGGAAAAGAAACGCCACUACCGGGACCAGGAUGGAGGAGCUCGGAAUGGACGAGGCUAUCGAAUGGUCUUCGACAGAGAGGACAUUCGGCGGAAAGGCGAUACUCACCCAGCAAGAGACUCUCGCAGAUCUCGGAGCAGAAGUCCACAACAUGACAUAGGGUCACCCAAAUACGGCGAUCGCCGGGACAGAGACAGGGAUACGUACCAAGACCGCGAAAGGACGUAUCGGAAUUCGGAUCGUGAUAACGAGAGAGAUGCGGACAGGCAUAACAGGAGGGACAGGGAUAGGGACAGAGACAGAGACCACCGGGCAGACAGAUACAGAUGAUGUCUUCCGAUCAUGCUUGUGUGAUGUAUAACAUGUACCAGUGAUACGAAAAGAAGAGACGAGUGAUACCCUGACAGCAAAGUACCUAGAUACUUACACAGUCUGUUGUUUUGUGUAGCGGAACGUAUCUUUUGCUGGAGCUGUACAAGUACAUUGGAAGAGUAGUAGUAGUACCUAAGGUACUACUUUAGUAGGUUUGGACCAAUGCCCUGUCAUAUGUCAGCACGAGGCUGCAGGC
This is a messenger RNA of Exophiala viscosa, 1785 nucleotides long. RefSeq names its product peptidyl-prolyl cis-trans isomerase-like 4. Bases 156 to 1547 code for a protein of 463 amino acids. The transcript has 2 exons. Gene Ontology annotation, biological process: protein peptidyl-prolyl isomerization. Gene Ontology annotation, cellular component: nucleus. Gene Ontology annotation, molecular function: peptidyl-prolyl cis-trans isomerase activity; RNA binding. The record is from RefSeq and is a predicted model, not a curated record. NCBI's taxonomy places the organism in Eukaryota, Fungi, Ascomycota, Eurotiomycetes, Chaetothyriales, Herpotrichiellaceae.